Pygoscelis adeliae (Adelie penguin) is the source of this 862-nucleotide messenger RNA. RefSeq names its product protein phosphatase 1 regulatory subunit 3C-B-like. NCBI's taxonomy places the organism in Eukaryota, Metazoa, Chordata, Aves, Sphenisciformes, Spheniscidae. The record is from RefSeq and is a predicted model, not a curated record. The transcript has a single exon. Gene Ontology annotation, cellular component: protein phosphatase type 1 complex. Gene Ontology annotation, molecular function: protein phosphatase 1 binding; glycogen binding. Gene Ontology annotation, biological process: regulation of glycogen biosynthetic process. Bases 17 to 862 code for a protein of 281 amino acids.
GCCCGUGGACCUGGCCAUGCGGCUCUGCCUGAGCCACUCGCCCCCCAUCCGCAAGCUGCUGAACUCCUAUGAGGAGCUGCGGGGCAACCGGGGGCGCAAACCCCUCCGAUCCUGUCUCAACCAGAAGCUGAGCCCAGAACCUGAGCCCGAGCGGCAAGAUAGCACCAAGAGCUCCAAGGGCCAGAAGAAGAGAGUCGUGUUUGCUGACAUGAAGGGGCUCUCGCUGACGGCUGUCCGCUUCUUCUCAAAGAUUGAGGAGGACCUCUGUGACUUGCAGCAUGCCCUGUCUGACCUUGCCUGCUUCCGACCUAGACUGCGGGACUCACACCCAGAAGUGUGCAGGUAUGUGCUGGACUUCCCACAGCCCUCUGCAGACUACACCACUUUCCGCAGCCGCCUACACAGCAACCGUGUCUGCCUGGAGAACUGCCUGAUCCAGGACCGUGCCCUGUCAGGGACAGUGAAGGUCAGAAACAUUGAGUACGAGAAGAAAGUCGUGGUCCGCAUCACCUUUGAUGGCUGGAAGAGCUUCCGGGACAUCUCCUGCCAGUACAUGCAUAGCACUUACAGCUCAGCUGACACAGACACCUUCUCUUUUGAGCUUGCCCUGCCCAAGCCAUCUGUCUCCUGCAGGGCCACAGAGUUCUGCAUCUCUUUCCAGUGCGGACAGGAGACCCACUGGGACAACAACCAUGGGAGGAACUACAAGAUCUGCCACGUGGGCAUGAUCCGCCCUCCCUCCCAUGCCGUGAAGAGUGCCAACAGGGCCUGGGAGCAUCUUGGCACCUCUCGGGCUGCCACCCUGGUCCUUUCUCACCUGCAGACCUGGCGGCACUCAGAGACCCAGGCUCCUUAUUGGUAG